This is a messenger RNA of Actinia tenebrosa (Australian red waratah sea anemone), 1181 nucleotides long. RefSeq lists its product as uncharacterized. NCBI's taxonomy places the organism in Eukaryota, Metazoa, Cnidaria, Anthozoa, Actiniaria, Actiniidae. The record is from RefSeq and is a predicted model, not a curated record.
UUUAUCGAAAUAAUUAGACCUCACCAAAGAAAUGUAGUUAUAGGGGUAUUAUAUAGGCCACCCAAUUCAAAUUUUCAAAUGUUUAUGAACAAAUUGAAUGAAAUUUUGCCUAAAUUUUCAAAAGAACAAAAAGACUGUUAUUUAAUGGGGGACUUUAACAUAGACCUCCUGAAAUAUCAACAGCAAUAUAACAACACCAAUGAUUUUCUUGAUACUAUGUUUUCACAUGCUUUUCUACCAAUUAUCAAUCGUCCUACUAGAAUAACUUCACACACAGCUACUUCUAUUGACAACAUCUUAAUACUAACUGUUUAAUUCAAAAUGACCAAUCUAUCAAUGGUAUACUAUUCACAGACAUUUCAGAUCAUUUGCAAAUCUUUUCUAUAGUUCCUUUGCAGAACAAUGCUGAAUCUAGAAACAUAAGAGUAACUAGACGACAAAUAAAUACUCAUACUAAAGAGCUUUUCAGCGAAGAACUAAAUAGGUGUAAUUGGAAUACAGUCAUUAAUUCUCACAACCCUAAUAUCGCCUAUGAUAACUUUGUUGUUACUUAUAACAACAUAUAUGAAAGAUGUUUUCCAGUCAAAACAAUAACAAGAAAGAAAGCAAAAUUAGCUAGUAAACCUUGGAUCACCAAAGGACUUCUAACAUCUAUCAAAGCUAAAUGUAAACUUUAUAAGGAAUUCAUCUUACGUAACCCCACUCCAUUUGUUGAACAAAAAUACAAGAAAUAUAAAAACAAACUAUCCUGCUUAUUGAAGUUAUCAAAACGUAGUUUCUAUGAUUCCAAGUUUGAAUCAGCUAAAGGAAACCUAAGAGCCACUUGGAAACUUCUAAAUGAAGUUAUUAACAAGAAAAAAAAUAAACCAAAAAUGCCAACAACUUUUUCUCACAAUGGAAAUGAAAUAAAGGAUCCUUUGACUAUUGCAAAUAAGUUUUGUGAAUUUUUCGCAAAUAUUGGGCCAAGCCUUGCCAAAAAACUGCCACACUCAAAUAUCUUACCUGAACAAUAUCUUAGUAAUAGGAUUAGUGAAACAAUCUUUUUAACUCCAGUCACAGAAGAUGAAAUCACACUUCUCUCUGUUGGCUUUAAGAUAGGUAAAGCAACUGGGUUUGAUGGUGUCAACAUUAAAGACAUCAAAGCUAAUAUUCAAUCUCUGGCUAAACCACUGUCACAUGUU